CUUGAUUUAAAAAAACGACAGAAAAUUUUACAAAUAUAUUGUAUAUAAUCACACUUCUUGUUACAUGAGUACAAACUUAACAGCCUUGAACUUUCAUCAACACAAGAAUAUAUCUUCAAACGAAAUUAACGAAACAGAAUUUACAACAAAGGUAAAAUACAAUCCACCAAAUGUGAGAACAUGUAAUGACUAUUGCAAGCAUCCACAACCUCGUUUUCAUCUACACAGUGAAUAUACAAAGGUUGUUUUAGAUUAUCUCUUUAUCCCAUUCACUCAAUGCUUGCCUGGUUGCAAAGCAACAAAAAAUACUAAGAACAUCAAAACACAAACCCCAUAUGGUUCAACCAAGUUUGAAGCCAUUGAAGAACAUAAAUCUUGCAAUCUCUGGAACAAAAAAGUCCAUAAAAGUCCACCUUCUAGUAGCAGACGCAGAGAUCCAGAAAGUCGACCCCUCGUGCUAAAUAACGGAUUAUUUGUCUACAUCACAUCACCCAGAAUGAUGUUAGUUGCCUUCAUUCUCUCGACUGUCCUCAUCUCAAUACUCAUUCUGGACUGUAAUCUGUGUCAUCGCAAGAAAGGAAUGAUGUAUUCUAUAAAAAGUUGUGGAAAGAAUGAAGAGUGUGAAGACUGCGUAAGAAGACAGCAAACUAUGAUAGAAAUGGUUUAAGUAUCAGUAGUUUUUGUGUCACACUUCUGCUUGGAAUAAGACAUGAACAAAUGAAGCAGAAUGAAACGAUUAUUAGAAAACUUGUAUAAAGAAAAAAACUUUUAGAAUUUAUGCUACGUUCGCACGAAUAUCUUGUCAAUUACGAUAUUAAUCGAAUAAGUGUACUUUAAAUUUCUGUUACAGUGAUAUAAAAGACAAAUUAUGAAUAUGAAGAUUCAGAGCAAUA
Messenger RNA from Xenia sp. Carnegie-2017, 893 nucleotides. RefSeq lists its product as uncharacterized. Lineage: Eukaryota; Metazoa; Cnidaria; Anthozoa; Malacalcyonacea; Xeniidae. The coding region runs from base 65 to 667 and encodes 200 amino acids. The record is from RefSeq and is a predicted model, not a curated record. The transcript is spliced from 3 exons.